CACGUGACACAGAAGCGCACAAAGCGACCCCUUCCUUAUAAAUAAUAAUCCCAUACCUCAAACAGACACAUCGCUGUCUCUUGGCUUUACUAAACAAUGAUGCCGGGCUCAUCAUGACGAAAAUUCGAAUUAAAAACGACUUUUGAUACACUUUGAUAAAGAAACUGUUGACAUCAAUAGGCUACGAUUCCUGAGAUUGGAUAUGUGGAUACACUUUCUCUUGUCUUCAUGUAAUAAAUUAAAUCUGGCAUAUGGAUCGACGCAAGUUAUUUGUGCAAAGAAUGUGAAGAUACUCAGCCAUGAAGUCUGCUCUGGAUGGAAUAGCCGACACCACUUUCCGAACAAUAACUAACGGUUUGCAAUAUCUUGGCUCCAACGAUGUGAGCUACAGUGACCCGUCCAUUGAUUCUGGCUUUGCCAAGACUGGAUUCCAUUUAAAGAAGGCUAACUCUGCCCCACUUAGAAACUACUUCCCUGGAGUAGCUAGAGACGAGGAGCUCAUCUUUAAUGGCAACUCCAUUUACCAGACCAACUUCUCUGAUCUGGUUGGCAAUGGGACCUUUGUGGACGGCGGGGAUUCUAUCCAAUGCGGGGAGAACUUUGUGGACAUGGAGUGCUUCAUGAUUCUGACCCCCAGCCAGCAGUUGGUAGUAGCGAUCAUGGCACUCACUCUGGGAACCUUCACAGUGCUGGAGAACCUUAUCGUACUGUGUGUGAUCCUCCACUCCAGCACCCUGCGCUGUCGGCCCUCCUACCACUUCAUAGGCAGCCUGGCUGUGGCCGACCUUCUGGGCAGUGUCAUAUUUGUGUACAGUUUCUUGGACUUCCAUGUGCUACACCGGAAGGACAGCCCCAAUGUGUUUCUCUUUAAGCUUGGUGGGGUCAUCGCCUCUUUCAGUGCCUCUGUGGGCAGUCUCUUUCUCACAGCCAUAGACCGCUACAUCUCCAUCCACAGGCCCAUGGCUUACAAGCGGAUCGUCACCAAGACAAAGGCUGUCAUCGCCUUCUGCAUGAUGUGGACUAUCUCAAUCGUCAUCGCGGUGCUCCCCCUACUGGGCUGGAACUGUAAGCAACUGAACUCAGUGUGCUCUGACAUUUUCCCACUCAUCGACGUGAUGUACCUGAUGUUCUGGAUAGGGAUGACCAGUGUGCUGCUGCUGUUUAUCAUCUAUGCCUACAUGUUCAUCCUGUGGAAGGCCCACCACCAUGCCGUGCGCAUGAUGAGCCGCAGCUCCCAGAAGAGCAUCAUCGUCUACACAGCACAUGGCACCAAGGUGCAGACAUUGCGACCCGAGCAGGCCCGCAUGGACAUCCGCCUGGCCAAGACCUUAGUGCUGAUUCUGGUGGUCCUCGUCAUCUGCUGGGGCCCUGUGCUGGCCAUCAUGGUCUACGACCUGUUCUGGAAGAUGAACAACUUUAUCAAGACGGUUUUUGCCUUCUGCAGCAUGCUCUGCCUGCUCAACUCCACCGUCAACCCCAUCAUCUACGCCCUGAGGAGUAAGGACCUGCGCCGGGCCUUUCUUAACAUCUGUCAGACAUGCAGGGGAACUUCUCAACCACUGGACAACAGCGGUGAGUCCGAUUGCCACAGCAGGAGCGUAAAAGGCACAGCCACAGCCCACAAAUCCACGGCUAGCUGUGCAAACACCACUGUGAAAUUGGCCAAAGUCACCCUGUUGGUCUCCCGCGAGACAACGGCGUCUGCCAUCAUGUGACUGUGAAGGAAUCGACUCUGAAGGAAUUAUGUAGAAUAGUCACUACCCCAACUAGCACUGCACUGAAAGUUUGCUAAACAUCAACUUCUAAUUCAGUUCUUUGAAGUAUAUGUAGCUGUAGGAUAAGAUAGUGUUUUUUUUAUUUCAAUCUUUCAGAAGAACUUCAUUUAUUUUCAUAUGGAAAUAAUGGCGAUAAGCAUUGUUAAACUGCACAGUUGUGUAUUUAGUGGCAUGCUGAUCUGCCCUUUGACUGUAUGGUUUGUCUCUAUAAAGUGCUUGUAGGUGAAAUUGGCUGUUCUUUAUAUUGUAAAUUAGUACAUUGUGAUGGUUUGUAGUUCUUGUCAUAAAGCAUGUUGUAUGAAACUGUUUCGAUUUCCUUAUCUUUUGAGUGAUGCAUAAUUGAGGGCCAUGUUGUGAUAUACAAGAGUAGAUCAUGUACAUCUUUUCAAUGAUUCACAUGAUUUAAUCUUAUGCGGAGACAGAUUUCCCCCAACGAAGAACCACAACCACAAAUACAUGUAAUGUUGUGCAGUAUUAAACAUGUUGUUUCCCCCUCUCCAUCUCUCCAUAUGCAUUAAAUAAGUGUUUUUCUAUGAAUACA
Messenger RNA from Salmo salar (Atlantic salmon), 2316 nucleotides. Its product is annotated as cannabinoid receptor type 1A. Gene Ontology annotation, cellular component: membrane. Gene Ontology annotation, biological process: G protein-coupled receptor signaling pathway. The record is from RefSeq and is a predicted model, not a curated record. Lineage: Eukaryota; Metazoa; Chordata; Actinopteri; Salmoniformes; Salmonidae. Gene Ontology annotation, molecular function: cannabinoid receptor activity.